This is a messenger RNA of Mya arenaria, 1647 nucleotides long. RefSeq names its product RPA-interacting protein A-like. The record is from RefSeq and is a predicted model, not a curated record. Gene Ontology annotation, biological process: protein import into nucleus. Gene Ontology annotation, cellular component: nucleus. The coding region runs from base 1 to 378 and encodes 125 amino acids. The transcript is spliced from 6 exons. NCBI's taxonomy places the organism in Eukaryota, Metazoa, Mollusca, Bivalvia, Myida, Myidae.
AUGGGCACUCUCCGACACGAAGAGUUGCGGUUGUUGGAAGAGUAUUCGAGCUACGAGCAGGGAACUCUCCAGCUAGAGGAGCAGUCUCUGUGUUCUGCCCUUGACAAACUCUCUGCUGUGGAGGUUGUCUGCCCCCUCUGUAAAAAGAGCACUCUGAUGUUGAACAAGUCUGUGAUAUUUUGUAAAUGCGGCCUGAGGAUUGAUACAGAGCAGGAUGGGUUAAGCCUGGGUAACGUUCAGCGCCUGUUGGAAAUGGGCCUAGAACAACACGGGGCAGCCUGUCACUGUGAACCAGUCUACAGUCUCGUCUCUGAUGCCGGACCAACCAACCUCCUCAUGACAUGCCCCGACUGUGAUUGGAUGUCGGUGGUGAUCUAGAUGUGAUUGGAUGUCGGUGGCGAUUUAGAUGUUGAUGGUGAUCUAGAUGUGAUUGGAAAUCAGUGGUGGUCUAAAUCUCACCUUUUUUAGACUCUACACCCAACCUCAAUACAAUACUGCUCGUUCAUGUGCCAGUGAAUAUGUACAUACAUGUAGGAUUUGUCUGUUGACACUGUUUGUAGCUGCAUGACAGUGUUUAAAUGCUGAAAGCAUUACCUUUGUAUAAUUGUGAUAUCUCUAUUUUUGUAUGUCAUUUAGAAUGUGUACAUGCAGUUUGUUUUGUGCAUUAGAUAAAGAUUGAUAAAUAUGCCCACAGAAUAAAUGUGCCCAUUCUUGUUCAACCCUCUAUGUUGCCCAGUAACUGCUGUAAACUUUGUUCUGUUCACUGUAUUUAAGUCCGAGACUUUUAUACCACUGCACAAUCAUUUUGUUACAUUUGUAUGUAUAGUUCAAUGCUGUUAUCAUUGAAUUCAAUGACUUGUAUUGAUAGAUCUGUAUGUAAUUGGGAAUAAUCAUUUCUUACAUUUCAAUAGUCUUUGUGUUUAAGUUGUGUACAGGUAUUCUUUAACAAAGAAUUUAAACAUUGAAAACAUGUCGUUGUCUAUACCGUAUAAUUUAAUAAAAAAAAUCAGUAUAUACAUGAAUGCAUAUCUUUAAUACCUUUCAUUUGCAAGAUAAUCAAUUUCAAUUGAGAGGUCAUUUCUAACCAGAACACAACUGGAGAGAAAUUCCUUGUACAGCUAUUUAACAGUAUUCCAGUUUUCCUAAUGCCAUACAUUGUUUUCACAAAGUUGUAUUUUCUCGAAGCAGUUUGCAUCAUCCCCAUCAGUAUCUAUGUUGAGUUUGAAAGGGGGCUGUGGAGUUGUUACCUUUGAAUUUUCUUAUAAAUUUGACCAAGUUGGCUUGAUCAAUCUCAUCUAAUAGUUAAUGCAUACACAGCAUCUUGGACAAGUUCUCUACCAGCAAUAUCGCUUCCAUUCUUAACAUGAAAUAACCCUUGAAAUAAUUGAUCAAAUUUGCUUUUAUCCACUUGAGCAGUUCUUACUCCAUCUAACUUGGUUAUAGUGUUAAUUGACAAGUGUGCUUUGAGUGAUGGCCCUUUAUAACAUCACGCUUAAUUUGAGCAACUUUAACUCUGUUCAUCGGCAUAUGAUCAGUAUAUCAAAAUUGUCACCUUGUAUACCCAAAUUUGAUACACUAAUUCUGUGAAUUGAUUGUUGCCUAGUUGGAAUACCCUCCUUUUGGAUUGGAAAAUAAAGUAUAACAAGA